GGGCAGAGACCACCAUGGGCCCUCGGAGCCGAGUCAGGGCGGCCAAAUGCCAGAUGCUGGUCACCAGCUUCUUCGUCUUGCUGCUGGGCCUCUUCGUGGCCACCACCGCGUUGCUCACCCGCUUCGGGGCCCACUUUGCCGUCGUCGGCCGUGCGUCUCCACAGGGGAGCCCCUACGAGGCCUUGCACCAUUGGGCCCUCUGUGCAGGGAUCAGCCUGGCCGUGCUCCUGACCCUGGGUGCUGUUCUGAGUGCCAUAGCCACUGUGAAGGAGGCGGAGGGCCUCAUGGCUGGGGGCUUCCUGUGCUUCGUGCUGGUGUUCUGUGCCCUGGUGCAGGUGGCCGUCUGGAGGUUCCACAACCCCAGCCAGGUGGAAGACGCCGUGUUGGACGUCUAUGACCUGGUGUAUGACCAGGCGGUGAAAGGCUACUCGGGCGCCCGGCGGCAGGAGCUGGUGGCCAUCCAGGACACGUUCCAGUGCUGUGGGAGGAGUGACCCUUCCGGCCCCCCGGGCGGUGGGCAGGCCGAGCCGUGUCACGGGGAGGAGGCCGCGAGACAGGACUGUCUGCAAGCCAUCAGGAGCUUCCUGAGGACACACAGACACAUCACGUCUGCCCUGACCGGCGCUGGCCUCGCGUUCAUGGUAUGCCCACGGCCCCUUCCCCACCUCCCUGCCCGCCCCGCCGAGUCCCCACCCCCGCUGGAAGGGCGAGGCCGGGCAGCCCUGGACGGAGCUCUGCACCGGGCUGACCCCGGGGAGCCAGCCUGGGCGGAGGGGGUUCCCGCCUUUCUCCCUUCCCCAGACGGCCGGGAACCUGGGGAGGCUGUGCCCCCCGCCCUAGAGCUGCUGGCGCAGGGGCUGCUGCUCCCCAGGUGUACGCCACGCUGCUCAUCCUUCCUCUGGUUCGCCAUCCGUGCCGGCCACGGCUUGCACCGCAAGGGCACAUACGCCCUGAGUCCACGGUAG
Molecule: messenger RNA, 965 nt
Organism: Pteropus alecto (black flying fox)
Lineage: Eukaryota; Metazoa; Chordata; Mammalia; Chiroptera; Pteropodidae
Gene: TSPAN32
Product: tetraspanin 32
Cellular component (GO): membrane
Source: RefSeq, a predicted model, not a curated record